Molecule: messenger RNA, 2096 nt
Organism: Punica granatum (pomegranate)
Lineage: Eukaryota; Viridiplantae; Streptophyta; Magnoliopsida; Myrtales; Lythraceae
Source: RefSeq, a predicted model, not a curated record
UCCUCCUCCUCGUCUCUCUCUCUCCUGCAACAUUUCCUCUCGUUGGCCGCCGCCGAUCCCAAGACUUCAUUGCUUCCGCCGCCGAUUACACUCUCUCCCUUCACUCCCGGCGGUCUCCUAUCCUCAAACGAGCGGCCCUGCUCUGCCCACAGCUCAGUUGAAGUGAGUGAGGUGACAAAUUCUUAUUUUAGGAUUUGGUAAUCCGUACAUUUCUCUGCCUUAGUCAGUGACUUGACUGAUCUGCAAUCAGUUUGCCUGAGAGAGAAAUUAUCAAUUUUGAUUUUAAUUUAGUGUACGAGGGGCAAUUUCUUAUCAAAGAUGCGGAUGAACUUAGUAUAGGAACGCCAUUGAUCUGCUCUUUGAAGCUCAUGAACUGCAAGAGAGUAUGUUUAUCAUGCGGAAAUCGAUUUUUCUCGUCCUCGACGGUGAUCUCAUCUCCCCUUCCAUGGAUUUCCCCUCUUCAAGUUCCCACUGCCGCCUAUCAGAACCUGGAUCCCCCGAUCGGAGACUCGAGCGCAGUCUUGAAAACUCGGAGGAAAUCCAAGUUCAUAUCUCACGACUCCGCCAUAGACCUGAUCAAACGCGAGAAGGACCCGCAGCGUGCAUUGGAGCUAUUCAAUUGGGCGUCGGAGCAAAAGGGUUUUGAUCACAACAAUGCCACUUAUGCGACUAUAAUCCACAAACUCGCCCGCUGUAAGAAGUUUGGGGCUGUGGAUGCGCUUCUUCGUCAGAUGGCAUAUGAGACUUGCAAGUUCCAUGAGGGUAUCUUCGUGAAUCUCAUGAAGCAUUUCUCCAAGUCCCGGAUGCACCGGAGGGUCCUCGAUAUGUUCUGCUUGAUCCAGGCUAUCACUCGUGAGAAGCCCUCUCUUAAUGCCAUGAGCACUUGCCUGAAUCUGCUGGUUGAGUCGGGCCAAAUUGACCUUGCUAGAGAGCUCCUCUUGCACUUGAAGACAGUUCUCCGCUUGAAUCCUAAUACAUGUAUCUUUAACAUAUUGGUCAAGUAUCACUGCAAGAGUGGGGACCCUGAGUUGGGUCUCGAAGUUGCCGAGGAGAUGAAGAAGUCCAAGCGCUCUUACCCUAAUUUGAUUACCUACUCAACUUUGAUGGAUGGUUUAUGCAGAAGCGGGAGGCUUGAGGAAGCUGUUGAACUGUUUGAGGAGAUGGUGUCGAAGGACCAGAUAUUGCCCGAUGCCCUAACGUACAACGUGCUUAUUAACGGUUUCUGCCUCAAAGGGAAGGUUGAUCGAGCAAGGAAGAUACUGGAGUUCAUGAAGUCUAAUGGGUGCAUCCCCAAUGUGUAUAACUACUCGACGUUAAUGAUUGGGCUAUGUGAGGGAGGGAGGUUGCAAGAAGCAAAGGAUGUGUUAGAAGAGAUGAAAGGCUUGGGGAUGAAGCCCGAUGCAGUCAUCUACACCACUCUUAUUAAUUCGUUAUGCAAAGAAAGGAGAGUGGACGAGGCGAUCGAGUUGCUCGCUGAGAUGAAAGAAUUGGGAUGCCAACCUGACAUUGUCACUUUCAACGUGUUGCUCAGGGGAAUGUGUGGCGAAGGAAGAUUUGAGGAAGCUCUUAGGAUGCUUGACAGCCUUCUGUCUGGGGAAGGCGCGAGCCCCAACAAGGGUACCUAUAGGAUCGUACUGAAUGCUCUGUGCCGAGAACGGGAGCUCGAGAAGGCGAUAGAGCUGUUAGGUCUGAUGCUUCAUAAGGGCAUCAUUCCCCAUUAUGAGACCUCGAAUGAAUUGGUUGCUCUGCUGUGUGAGGAUGGCAUGGGCGGGGACGCCAUCACAGUCUUACCUGGGCUGGUGGAGAUGGGAUUUGUGCCAAAACCCGAAUCGUGGGCUGCUCUAGUCAGAGUGAUCUGCAGAGAGAGGAAGCUGUUGGAGAUGUUCGAAUUCAUGGAAGAUCUAAUCGGAAUGGAAGACACAUGGGAUGCUCCCUUCGUUCUACCCAAUACAUGAAGUGAGUACUUUGAGUUCUCGCAAUUUUGGCAGAGGAGCGCAACCAUAAUGUACAUUAUUAAUCAUGUAACGAUAAAUGUUUGUAGCAUCGCUCGGUUAAUAAAAUGUCGUUUCUACUUCAGCUGUUCCAUUUUGACCAAA